This is a messenger RNA of Gastrolobium bilobum, 1437 nucleotides long. Its product is annotated as 4-hydroxy-tetrahydrodipicolinate synthase, chloroplastic. The transcript is spliced from 3 exons. The record is from RefSeq and is a predicted model, not a curated record. Lineage: Eukaryota; Viridiplantae; Streptophyta; Magnoliopsida; Fabales; Fabaceae. Gene Ontology annotation, molecular function: 4-hydroxy-tetrahydrodipicolinate synthase activity. The coding region runs from base 177 to 1277 and encodes 366 amino acids.
AUUGGCUUUAGUAAGAUAAGCAGCACGCACGCCCAAAUCAAAGUCCAUCUUCGCCGCCAUUUUUUAUUUUCUUUCACUCUAAAAUCUCUCUCACCACCAACCACGCUUAAAGCGACGCCGUUUCUGGGUUUGCCGGAUUACCAUCUUUUUUCUGAACUGCGAAGUGGGUUUCAGUGAUGGCGAUAUUGAAGAGCUAUAGCAGCCUCUGCUUCAGAGGAACAACUUUCCCUGUUUGCCCCUCCAAUGUCACCCAUAAUAGAAACACCAGGAACUCAUGCUGGAAGCCUACACAAGCAGCUGUGAGAUCCAAUUUCCACCUCCCAAUGCGUAGUUUUGAGAUGAAAAACAGGACUUCUACAGAGGACAUAAAGUGUCUGAGAUUGAUUACUGCCAUUAAAACUCCAUACCUACCUGAUGGUCGAUUUGAUCUUGAAGCAUAUGAUGACUUAGUGAAUAUGCAGAUUGUAAAUGGAGCUGAAGGUGUUAUUGUUGGUGGCACAACCGGUGAAGGCCAAUUAAUGAGCUGGGAAGAGCACAUAAUGCUUAUUGCUCACACAGUCAACUGUUUUGGUGGGAAAAUUAAAGUUAUUGGAAAUACAGGAAGCAACUCCACCAGGGAAGCAAUUCAUGCCACCGAGCAGGGUUUUGCUGUUGGAAUGCAUGCUGCGCUUCAUAUAAACCCUUACUAUGGCAAAACCUCCUUGGAUGGUAUGGUUUCACACUUUCAUUGUGUGCUUUCCAUGGGGCCAACAAUCAUAUAUAAUGUGCCUUCACGGACCGGUCAAGACAUUCCUCCACAUGUAAUUCAAUCCUUAACUGAAAGUGCUAACUUGGCUGGUGUCAAGGAGUGCGUGGGAAAUGACCGGAUCAAACAGUAUACAGGUAAUGGAAUUGUUGUGUGGAGUGGGAACGAUGAUCAAUGCCAUGAUGCUAGAUGGGGCUAUGGUGCUACUGGAGUGAUAUCUGUUGCAAGCAACCUGAUUCCUGGUUUAAUGCGAGAACUCAUGUUUGGGGGAAAGAAUCCUGCACUGAAUUCUAAGCUCUUGCCUCUGAUUGACUGGCUUUUCCACAUGCCAAACCCCAUUGGUUUGAACACAGCUCUUGCUCAACUUGGGGUUGUGAGGCCAGUUUUCAGGUUACCAUUUGUACCGCUCCCUUUGGAGAAAAGGAUAGAAUUUGUCAAUUUGGUGAAGAAAAUUGGUCGAGAGCAUUUUGUUGGAACAAAAGAUGUUGAGGUUCUUGAUGAUGAUGACUUUUUCUUGGUUAGUCGUUAUUAAUUUAGGUUACCUUCUAGGCUCAUUGUAUCCUUUCCAGGGUUUUGCGGAGUAGUGAGUUCAAGUCUAGUUUGUUUUGAGUGACUAUUUUGUAGUUGGAAACUGGUUCAAAUUUGUUCGGAAUUAUAAUGCAACUGCAUGUUUUAUUAACUUUGUUUAAAUC